Messenger RNA from Mesocricetus auratus (golden hamster), 3032 nucleotides. It is a transcript of the gene Tcf7, whose product is annotated as transcription factor 7. Gene Ontology annotation, biological process: canonical Wnt signaling pathway; regulation of transcription by RNA polymerase II. Bases 107 to 1657 code for a protein of 516 amino acids. The transcript has 12 exons. Gene Ontology annotation, cellular component: beta-catenin-TCF complex. Gene Ontology annotation, molecular function: DNA-binding transcription factor activity, RNA polymerase II-specific; RNA polymerase II cis-regulatory region sequence-specific DNA binding. NCBI's taxonomy places the organism in Eukaryota, Metazoa, Chordata, Mammalia, Rodentia, Cricetidae. The record is from RefSeq and is a predicted model, not a curated record.
GAGUCAGCGCGCGCUCCGCCCGCCGCGCUCCGGGCUCGGAGCUCCGCACCCUGGGCUCGCCGCCUCCCGCGCCCCGCACCCUGCGCCCCGGCGGGCGCAGCGCACCAUGCCGCAGCUGGACUCGGGCGGGGGCGGUGCGGGUGCAGGCGACGACCUCGGCGCGCCCGACGAGCUUCUGGCCUUCCAAGACGAAGGCGAGGAACAGGACGACAAGAGCCGCGACAGCGCCGCGGGCCCCGAGAGGGACCUGGCGGAGCUCAAGUCCUCACUGGUGAAUGAGUCCGAGGGCGCGGCCGCAGGCGCCGGGGGCGCGGGUCCCGGCGUCCGGGUGCAUGGAGAGGCCGAGGGAGCGCCCGAGGCCCUGGGACGAGAGCACACUUCGCAGAGACUUUUCCCGGACAAACUUCCAGAGUCCCUAGAGGACGGCCUGAAGGCCCCGGAGUGUGCCAGCGGCAUGUACAAAGAGACUGUCUACUCUGCCUUCAAUCUGCUCAUGCACUACCCAUCGGCCUCCGGAGCAGGGCAGCACCCCCAGUCUCAACCCCCGCUGCAUAACAAGGCUGGCCAGCCCCCACAUGGCGUCCCCCAACUUUCUCCACUCUACGAACAUUUCAGCAGUCCACACCCCACCCCUGCACCUGCGGACAUCAGCCAGAAGCAAGGAGUUCACAGGCCACUGCAGACCACUGAUCUCUCGGGAUUUUACUCUCUGACCUCAGGCAGCAUGGGACAGCUCCCGCACACUGUGAGCUGGCCCAGCCCUCCUCUCUACCCUCUGUCCCCUUCCUGCGGAUAUAGACAGCACUUCCCUGCCCCCACUGCAGCCCCUGGCGCCCCCUAUCCCAGGUUCACCCACCCAUCCUUGAUGCUGGGAUCUGGUGUACCUGGACACCCAGCAGCCAUCCCUCACCCGGCCAUUGUACCCUCCUCAGGGAAGCAGGAGCUGCAGUCAUAUGACCGAAGCCCGAAAACACAGGCAGAACCCAAGACAGAGAAGGAGGCUAAGAAGCCAACUAUUAAAAAACCCCUCAAUGCCUUCAUGCUUUACAUGAAGGAGAUGAGAGCCAAGGUCAUUGCAGAGUGUACCCUCAAGGAAAGCGCUGCCAUCAACCAGAUCCUGGGGCGCAGGUGGCAUGCACUAUCUCGAGAAGAACAGGCCAAGUACUAUGAACUGGCCCGCAAGGAAAGGCAGCUGCACAUGCAGCUGUACCCAGGCUGGUCAGCGCGGGAUAACUACGGAAAGAAGAAGAGGAGGUCAAGGGAAAAGCAUCAAGAAUCCACCACAGACCCUGGCUCGCCUAAGAAAUGUCGUGCUCGCUUUGGCCUCAACCAGCAGACGGAUUGGUGUGGUCCGUGCAGGAGGAAAAAGAAAUGCAUUCGGUACUUACCCGGAGAAGGCCGCUGCCCCAGCCCCGUUCCUUCCGAUGACAGUGCUCUAGGCUGUCCCCGGUCCCCAGCUCCCCAGGACUCACCCUCAUAUCUUCUGCUGCCCCACUUCCCCACAGAACUGCUUGCUAGCCCCGUGGAGCCAGCACCGACAUUCUCAGGUCGCUCUGUAGCUCUUACUCUUCCAGCCCCUGUGUCCCCAAAGACCCUCCACAGCACCUUCCAGAAUACACAAGUACAGCAACAGGAAUCUCAGAGACAGGCAGCCUAGCAUGCACAGGACACCUGGCUUGCUUCAGGGGCCCAGACCUAACUCAAGAGGAGACAACAAGACCAGAUCACAUGGAACCAGCUAAGGGUCUUUAAGGUGCUGAAGAUUCCAAAGGCUGCUACUAUUCCCUGAACUGGAGGCCAUCCAUUGAAGUGGUGGGGAUCAGAUCUGUGUGGCCUAUAUGUCUCAGUAAGGGCAUCCUGGUUCCUACGGCAGCCACUUCUUGCUAGUGGAUGCCCCUACUGUCUUUUGGUUUUUGUUUUUUUGUUGUUGUUGCAGGUCAGAUGGGCUGGAUUGAGUUCCAGCUGCCUUCUCUACAAAGCUUCUCUUGCCCUCUACCACGCCUUCCUCAUGCCAAUACUUCUUGGACCAACAAUAUCUGGUUUAUCACACAAGAUGACUUUGUGGUUGGUGACCAAUCACAAAAGUCUAAUAACGCUUCUCUCUUGAGCUGAGAAGUUCUGUUUACAAACAACAGCUGCUGUUCCUAAGCUGGGCCAGAGGAUGCUUCUAUGUUCUCAGGAGCUUGCAGGAGGAAAUAGGAUAGAUAAAGCUUAAGGCCCUUCCAACCUGGGCAACAAAAUAACACCGACCCUAGCUACUGGUGGACAGUACUCAGCUUUAAUUAGAAUGACUUGGAAAUCUUUCCUGAGAAACUCACCAGCCUUAGAAACGACAGUCAAUAAAAUGAAGUUGGCCUAAGUCCAGUGUGCGCCCUUCCCAGUUCCAUUUCCAGCUCAUCUAUGUCAGCGGAGUCAUAGCUCCUGGGCAGCUGUGAGAGGGCAAACCCCCCAGCCCCUGGAGCCCAUAUUUAAGCAUUUGGAACUGGCCAGCUUCAGUUUCUCUAUAGGGCUGCAGGAAGGAAUAUAUCUGUUACAACUAAAGCAAGGAGUCCAUAAACCUCUUGUGGGCAUGGUUCUUUGCCACAUUCUAGAAACCCUUUUUGAGCCAAACUUAACCUUGAGCCUUGAAAAACAAGUUUUUUUUGUUUUACUUUUUUUUCUUUACUGUAUAUAGCCUGAAUCCAAAGAAAAGGGUUUAUCCAUGUAUUCUGUACACUUAAAAAAAAAAGCCUUUUGUUUCUAUUUUAGCCACUGGUUUCUCAAUCCAAAGAUCAUGUUUCUAGUGUAGUGUUAUAGGCAUUGAAAAGACUGGCAGAGUGUGGUGGUGCACACCUAAAAUCCCAGUAUUUGGGAAGUAAAAGAGGUGGGUCUCUUUGAGUUCCAGCACAGCCAGAGUUCUAUGGAGAGACUUUGUCUCAAAAAGGAAACAAACUGAUGUAGUAGCCAAAAUAUUUUUGUAUUAAUGCAUUAUCAUAGAAGGACUUUUUUAAACAAGAGAAUAAAGAUACUUUUUACUGGGUUUUUUUUCCAAA